AUGAAGUUGAAAAAGGUCGAAGUUGAAGUUCGAAAAGUUGAAAAAGAAAAAGAAAACAAAACAAAUGAAGUCACCAUCCCCCCCUUGAGCUACGAGGCGUCUGCCACCACAACUCACCCCCACUUCGGCACAUGUCUGCCGCAGGAAGUGGUCUCCUGUCUCAAGAACUCUAGAUUCUUACAUCUUGCUACCUGUGAUGGCCUCAAUCCUCACAUCUCCCUGAUGAGCUAUACCUUCCUCCCUUCCACGCCGUUCAACCCCACCACGCCAACCAUCAUAAUGACCACCAACCCUUCGUCCAAGAAGACACUCAACCUCCGCUCCAACCCACGCGUAUCUCUCCUGGUGCACGACUGGGUCUCUCACAGACCGCCUACCCGGAACCGUGAUGCCGGACGAGACGGGUCUCCGCCCCCCGCGGCCACGCAGUCCAGCCUCGCCGCCCUGCUGCUGAACAUCAACACCAGCGCCAUGAGCAGCAUCAGCACUACGAUAAUAGGCGAGGCCAGGGUGCUGGACACGGGCAGCGAGGAAGAGAAGUGGUGCAGAGAGCGGCAUCUGGAAAACAACACGUUUAUCGCCGACGAGGUGGGGGUUGGUGUGUUUAGCGGCCGCGGUCAGGCGCGGCAGGAAGGCGCUGAAGAAGACGAAGAUGAAGUAGGAAGACGCCCCUCCAUCAUGGAUGAUGAUGUCAAUGUGGUGGUGGUUGCCGUUAAAGAAGGGAGGAUCGCCGAUUUAAAGGGUGGGGUGAGGGAUUGGGCAGUUGUGCCGGAAGGAGAGGAGCAGCGGCAACCGAAUGGAAUACCCCCGUCAUGA
This is a messenger RNA of Microsporum canis CBS 113480, 816 nucleotides long. RefSeq lists its product as hypothetical. The record is from RefSeq and is a predicted model, not a curated record. The transcript has 3 exons. Gene Ontology annotation, cellular component: nucleus; cytoplasm. The coding region runs from base 1 to 816 and encodes 271 amino acids. Lineage: Eukaryota; Fungi; Ascomycota; Eurotiomycetes; Onygenales; Arthrodermataceae.